AUGCAGCCGUCCUUUUCCUCGAGAGGUCAACGACUCUUCGGGAAAGGAGGGACGCCGCCUUCUUUUCUGAGACGAAGACGUUGUAUGAAUUUGGUCUCGACAAAGCCGCAGCGAAACGACAAAAGCAAAAGUGGAAACAUCUCUGUCAUCGCAUCUUCGACGAACGAAAACAGCAAGAAUUGUCCGUCGUCUUUUUCAGAGCGAAGAAAGAACGUAAACACGACGAACGCGCUGGCGAACGACGCGCCAACGGUGGAAGACGUGACAUCGAAUUUGAAUGCUGCUGACUUGGAUAAAGAAGGACGAACACCCAAAAAGACGAACAACAACAACAACAACAAAGAAAAGAGCGACGAACUCGAACGCAGACGGAAACAAAAACUCUUACAGCGAUACUCCUCGAAUUACGAUGCGACGACAACAACGAACAACGCAUCAUCAUCGGAGAAUCCAACAACAUCUCGACGAGUCGUGACUUUAUUGGAUGGCAACGCGAGAUUGCGAGUCUGUUCAGACGGACGCGUUUCUUUGUUUUACGCGCACUUCGAGGACGAGGAAGAGACGAAGUGGGAGUUGACGAGUCGGAGUUUGGUGACGGUCCCUCCUGGGGCGGAGAGUGUCGGGAGGAUUGUGAGUGAUGAGACAACGAUGAAAGUCGAGUUUUUGGAACGAAGCAAGUCGGACGGUUUUGAGAGCAACGUUGAUAGUAGUACGAAGAAGAAAGUGUUGUCCACUUUGACGAUCAAACCGUUAUCGGCAAAAGGAAGUUUGACGAAAGACGAAAGAGAAUGGACGGAUAAUUUAACCUCUGGAUUCAUUCUCGAUUACGUCGUACAAACCAGCGAGGAGAACGAGUACUCCGUGGAAAUGGCAGAAAUCGUGACUGAUGUAGAAUCGAGCGGGAAAUGGUUCGGCGGUGGGCAUUUCGUUCGGCAAGAGUGGCCUCUGAACGGCGCGUGUCAAGAAGUCGGCCCGCAUUAUCCGUUCGAUUUCGGGCCGCACGGAAUCAACACCUUAGUUUCAAAUCAUUGGGUCACGUCCACGGGGUUUGCCAUCGUCGCCGAUCCGGAAACCUCUUUUUUCCACGUCGGCUUAAAUGCACCGAAAGAAAACACGUUCUUUGAAGCGUUGACGCCGAACGGAUCGAGACGAAAAUUUCACACCGGCGUGGCGAACAUUUUGCGACCGACGGCGUUGCCGCUCACCUCGCAAAGCAGACAAGGCGACGGAAAAUUACGGUUACAGUCUCGGUCUGGAUAUUGCGACUCUAAAUACGGCGCGUUCUCCCAAGAGCACCCACUGGUUGGUUGGAAAAGCGAGAAAACGCACGUGCAACUUCCAGAAAAUAUCGAUCCGAUGGGCAACUUGUCCUUACCGACUGAAGAGAAGGAAACACCCGCCGCCGCGAAAACGAAGAACAACAACAACAGAAAAAACGUAAAAACGCGAACGUGUUCUAUGCGCGUCGCGAUGCUCGCAAAACGUAACGUUCGAGAAGCGACCGAAAACGUGCUGGAAUCCAUGCCAAAACCCACGCAAGCGGUCGAUACCGCGCUCGUUCGAGGACCAAAAUGGUCCACCUGGUCUAGGUAUAAAACCGCGGUGGACCAAGAGAAAGUCUUGAAAUUCGCGAGUGAAAUUUUAGAGUUAAAAUACGAACGAUCAAUCAUGGAAAUCGACGAUAGAUGGUCGUCCGCGUACGGCGAGUUAGAAUUCGACUCGGUAAAGUUCCCAGACGUGAAGGCAAUGGUAGACGAUUUACAUUUGAAAGGAUUUAAAGUGACGCUUUGGGUGACUCCGUUUGUCACCGAAGGCACGCGAGCGUAUAAAGAAGGCGUGAAGAACGGCUACUUCGUAAAGUCAAAAGUUUUAACUCCCGGACAUUCAAAAGCGGGAUUCUUUUCGUGGUGGCAACCGACACCAGUUGUUGCGAUCGAUUUAACCAACAAAGAUGCUCGAGAAUGGUUCUUAAACGGGUUGAAGAGUUUACAAACGCGAUACGGCAUCGACGGUUUUAAAUUCGACGCCGGAGAGCCGUGUUUCUUACCGAAAGAAUUUGAAACGAAAGUUCCCAUGAAACAUCCUUCCGAGUAUACGAAGUUAUGGUCGACUGAAAUCGCGAAAACGUUUGAGCUUUGCGAAGUGAGGAGUGGUCAUCACUCCACGAAUUCCGGAGUGUGGACAAGAAUCGGCGAUACGUUUAGUUCCUGGACCACCUCGAACGGAUUGCGAAGCUUAAUCCCGCACUUGUUGACAUCUUCCAUCGUCGGGUAUCCUUUAUGUUUACCGGAUAUGAUUGGUGGUAACGCAUACGCCGGAGGUCCCUCGAAAGAGCUAUUCGUGCGAUGGGCGCAAGCGAACUGUUUCAUGCCCGCCAUGCAAUUCUCCAUCCCGCCUUGGGAGUUUGGUAAAGACGUUUCGGAAGCGACGAAUAAAAUUUUGAAAACUCGAUUGAAACUGAUUGAUUUAAUCGAAGAUUUAUCCAUCAAAAGUUCCAAAACGUUGCAGCCAAUUUGCAAACCGUUGUGGUGGCUCGCGCCGGAAGAUUCGAACACGUUCGAUAUAAACGAUCAGUUUUGUUUAGGCGACGAUAUCGUCGUCGCGCCCGUCGUAUACGAUAAGCAGAGACGAAGAGAGGUCUAUUUGCCGAAAGGUGAGUGGAAAGAGUUUGACGGCGAGAAGAUUUUCUCGGGCGGGCAAUGGAUCGAGGGCGGCUACGAGGCUGGGAUUUACGACAUUCCAGCGUUCGUGAGAGUCAUUUAA
Bathycoccus prasinos is the source of this 2763-nucleotide messenger RNA. RefSeq names its product glycoside hydrolase family 31 protein. The coding region runs from base 1 to 2763 and encodes 920 amino acids. Gene Ontology annotation, biological process: carbohydrate metabolic process. The record is from RefSeq and is a predicted model, not a curated record. Gene Ontology annotation, molecular function: hydrolase activity, hydrolyzing O-glycosyl compounds. Lineage: Eukaryota; Viridiplantae; Chlorophyta; Mamiellophyceae; Mamiellales; Bathycoccaceae. The transcript has a single exon.